UUUUUUUUUUUUUUUUUUUUUUGCUACGAAAAAAUGUCUAUUGGUGCCAUUGUAAGACAAGUUGCUCCCAAUUCAAUAAAAACAUCUAAUAAUUCAAGACUACGAUUAAGAAAGGCUGCUUUAACAUUGACACCGGCAGCGGUAUCUCGAUUAAAAACAUUAACUGAAGGGUCUACCCCUCGAUAUCUUCGAGUAGGAGUCAAACAAAAGGGUUGCUCAGGAAAUGCAUAUGAUUUACAAUUUACAGAUUCUAAAGGGAAAUUCGAUGAAAUAGUUAAUCAAGAUGGAGUUACAGUAUUAGUUGAUUCAAAAGCGCUUCUUACAGUGCUUGGUAGCGAAAUGGAUUAUGUUCAAGAUAAACUAUCAGAGCAUUUUGUAUUUAAUAAUCCUAAUGCGAAAGGUACUUGUGGUUGUGGAGAAUCCUUUGCUAUUUAGAAAUGCUUUGUUUUUUUCCUAUGACCUACAUUAUUUAUAUUUUUUGGAGAAAUACCUAAUCAUACCUUUAUAUAUAUCUUAUUGUUCUCCCUCCUUUCUUGUCGUAUCGUAAUAAACUAUAUUUAUUUAAGGAAAACGAUAAUAUUCAUUUUUUUUUGGAUUGAAAUGAUUGAAUUAAAAGAUUAACCUUAAUUUCAGAUAAACAAAAAAGGAAAAAAAAAAGAAACAGUAACAAGUUUAUUAAUUUAAAAGGAUGAAAAAUACGAAUUGUCGAUUUUAUAUCCAUGAUUGUUUAAUAUAUAAGAGAGAG
Molecule: messenger RNA, 745 nt
Organism: Cokeromyces recurvatus
Lineage: Eukaryota; Fungi; Mucoromycota; Mucoromycetes; Mucorales; Mucoraceae
Exons: 3
Coding region: 34-435 (133 amino acids)
Biological process (GO): iron-sulfur cluster assembly
Cellular component (GO): mitochondrion; cytoplasm
Molecular function (GO): 2 iron, 2 sulfur cluster binding
Source: RefSeq, a predicted model, not a curated record